AUGAGAGAAAUUUUAAAAGCAAAAGCAACAGAGUCUGUUGGCUAUGACACUCUUCAGGUACGGGAGAAUCACCGAUUCAAUAAGAAGUUGACUGGCAUGAAUCUGCCUUCUCCGGUUAUCAGCAGUAAGAACUGGUUACGACUCCAUUUCACAUCAGACAGUAACCACCGACGAAAAGGAUUUAAUGCCCAGUUCCAGGUGAAAAAAGCAAUUGAAUUGAAGUCAAGAGGAGUCAAAAUGCUGCCCAGCAAAGACAGUAAUCACAAAAAUUCUGUCUUAAGUCAAGGUGGGGAUGCAGUUGCAUCUGACAUGUGUCCUGAUCCUGGAAUUCCUGAGAAUGGAAAAAGGGCAGGCUCUGAUUUCAGGGUGGGUGCUAGUCUACAGUUCUCCUGUGAAGAUAAUUAUGUGCUCCAAGGUUCUAAGAGCAUCACUUGUCAGAGAGUGACAGAUACGCUGGCAGCUUGGAGUGACCACAGGCCAAUCUGUCGUGCUAGAACAUGUGGUUCCAACCUGCGUGGACCAAGUGGAAUUAUCACAUCACCUAAUUACCCAGUUCAGUAUGAAGACAAUGCACACUGUGUGUGGGUUAUCACAACAAUAGAUCCAGAAAAGGUCAUCAAGCUUGCUUUUGAAGAAUUUGAGUUAGAAAGAGGAUACGAUACCCUAACUGUAGGGGAUGCUGGGAAAGUUGGAGAUACCAGGACAGUCUUGUAUGUACUCACAGGAUCUAGUGUUCCUGACCUUAUUGUGAGCAUGAGCAACCAGAUGUGGCUCCAUUUACAAUCUGAUGACAGCAUUGGCUCGCCUGGAUUCAAAGCUGUUUAUCAAGAAAUUGAAAAAGGAGGUUGUGGAGACCCAGGAAUUCCAUCAUAUGGAAAAAGGACUGGAAACAGUUUUCUGCAUGGAGACACACUUACCUUUGAAUGCCAAGCGGCUUUUGAACUAGUGGGCGAGAGAACAAUUACAUGCCAACAAAAUAACCAGUGGUCUGGCAACAAACCCAGCUGUGUUUUCUCAUGCUUCUUUAACUUCACCACACCAUCUGGAAUUAUUCUUUCACCAAACUACCCAGAAGAGUAUGGAAACAACAUGAAUUGUGUGUGGCUGAUUAUUUCAGAGCCGGGAAGCAGGAUUCAUCUCAUUUUCAAUGACUUCGAUGUGGAGCCACAGUUUGAUUAUCUUACAGUGAAGGAUGAUGGAAUUUCAGACUUACCACCGCUUGGCACUUUUUCUGGCAAUGAGGUCCCUUCUCAAUUGGCAAGCAGUGGGCACAUAGUAAGACUUGAAUUUCAGUCAGAUCACUCUACCACUGGAAGAGGCUUUAAUAUCACUUACACAACUUUUGGUCAGAAUGAGUGCCAUGAUCCUGGUAUUCCCAUAAAUGGAAGGCGUUUUGGAGACAGAUUCCUCCUGGGAAGUUCUGUUUCUUUUCAUUGUGAUGAUGGUUUUGUUAAAACCCAAGGAUCUGAAUCCAUAACUUGCAUUAUGCAGGAUGGAAAUGUCAUAUGGAGCUCUACUGUGCCACGUUGUGAAGCACCAUGUGGUGGACAUCUGACAGCAUCAAAUGGAGUUAUCUUGCCUCCAGGGUGGCCAGGUUAUUACAAGGACUCUCUAAAUUGUGAAUGGGUGAUUGAAGCAAGACCAGGACAUUCCAUUAAGAUCACAUUUGACAGAUUUCAAACUGAAGUUAAUUAUGAUACCCUAGAAGUCAGAGAUGGGCCAGCAAACUCAUCACCACUAAUUGGAGAAUAUCAUGGUACACAGGCACCACAGUUCCUUAUUAGUACAGGCAACUACAUGUAUCUGCUGUUCACUACAGACAAUAGUCGUUCCAGUGUUGGCUUCUUAAUUCACUAUGAGAGUGUUACACUAGAAUCAGAUUCCUGCCUUGACCCAGGGAUUCCUGUGAAUGGCCAUCGCCAUGGUAACAGCUUUAGCAUCCGAUCUACAGUAACUUUUAGCUGUGAUCCAGGAUAUACAUUGAGUGAUGAGGAGCCACUCAUAUGUGAAAAAAACCAUCAGUGGAAUCAUGCAUUACCUAGCUGUGAUGCUCUGUGUGGUGGUUAUAUUCAUGGGAGCAGUGGAACCAUUCUUUCUCCAGGUUUUCCUGAUUUUUAUCCAAACUCUCUUAACUGCACUUGGACUAUUGAAGUAUCACAUGGCAAGGGAGUACAGCUGGCCUUUCAUACAUUUCAUCUGGAGAGCUCUCAUGACUAUUUGCUCAUCGCUGAAGAUGGCAGCUUCACAGAACCAGUGGCAAGAUUAACUGGCUUGGUCUUGCCCCCGACAAUUAAAGCUGGCCUCUUUGGAAACUUCACUGCACAGCUUCGAUUUAUAUCUGACUUCUCAAUCUCUUAUGAAGGCUUCAAUAUAACAUUUUCAGAAUAUGACCUGGAACCAUGUGAUGACCCUGGUGUUCCUGCUUUCAGCAGACGAAUUGGUUUUCACUUUGGUGUUGGAGACUCCUUGACAUUUUCUUGUUUUCCUGGAUAUCGUUUAGAAGGUGCUAAUAAACUUACCUGCCUGGGUGGUGGUCGUCGUGUUUGGAGUGCACCUCUGCCAAGGUGUGUGGCUGAAUGUGGAGCAAGUGUCUCUGGAAAUGAAGGAAUAUUGCUGUCUCCAAAUUUUCCAUCUAAUUAUGACAACAACCAUGAAUGUAUCUAUAAAAUUGAAACAGAAGCUGGAAAAGGGAUCCACCUUAGAGCCAGGAGCUUUCAGCUGCAUGAGGGAGAUAUUGUUAAGGUGUAUGAUGGAAAAGACAGCUUUUCACGUCCUUUGGGAGCCUUCACCAAAAAUGAAAUGAUGGGAGUGAUCCUUAACAGCACUUCUAACCACUUGUGGAUAGAAUUUAAUACUAAUGGAUCUGAUACAGACCAAGGAUUUCAACUCACAUACACUAGCUUUGAUCUAGUGAAGUGUGAGGAUCCUGGGAUACCAAAUUAUGGAUACAAGAUCCGUGAUGAGGGACAUUUUACUGACACUGUAAUUUUAUACAGUUGCAAUCCUGGAUAUACAAUGCAUGGUAGCAAUAUUAUGACUUGCCUAAGUGGAGAUCGAAGAGUGUGGGACAAACCUUUGCCUACUUGUAUAGCCGAGUGUGGUGGCCGAAUUCAUGCUGCUACAUCAGGGCGCAUUUUGUCUCCAGGUUACCCUGCACCUUAUGACAACAAUCUGCAUUGCACUUGGAUUAUAGAAGCAGACCCAGGGAAGACAAUUAGUCUGCAUUUUAUUGUUUUUGACACUGAGGUUGCUCAUGACAUCCUGAAGGUGUGGGAUGGUCCUGUUGAAAGCAGUAUUCUUCUAAAAGAAUGGAGUGGUUCUGCCCUUCCAGAAGAUAUUCAUAGCACCUUCAAUUCACUGACGUUACAGUUUGACAGUGACUUCUUCAUCAGCAAGUCAGGCUUUUCCAUCCAGUUCUCAACAUCAAUAGCAUCAACGUGUAAUGAUCCUGGGACUCCACAGAAUGGUACUAGAUAUGGAGACAGCAGAGAACCUGGGGACACCACUACCUUCCAAUGUGACCCUGGAUAUCAGCUCCAAGGGCAGGCUAAAAUUACUUGUGUGCAGCUGAAUAACCGAUUCUUUUGGCAACCUGAUCCUCCUACGUGCAUAGCUGCAUGUGGAGGGAACCUGACAGGCCCAGCGGGUGUUAUUUUAUCACCUAACUACCCACAGCCAUAUCCUCCUGGGAAGGAAUGUGACUGGAGAAUAAAAGUAAACCCUGACUUUGUCAUUGCCUUGAUAUUCAAAAGUUUCAGUAUGGAGCCCAGUUAUGAUUUUCUGCAUAUUUAUGAAGGGGAAGAUUCCAACAGUCCUCUAAUCGGAAGUUUUCAAGGCUCCCAGGCACCUGAAAGAAUUGAGAGCAGUAGUAAUAGCCUAUUUCUUGCAUUUCGAAGUGAUGCCUCUGUUGGCAUGUCAGGAUUUGCCAUUGAAUAUAAAGAAAAACCACGAGAAGCUUGUUUUGACCCAGGAAACAUAAUGAAUGGAACAAGAAUUGGAACAGAUUUCAAACUUGGAUCAACUAUUACCUAUCAAUGUGAUUCCGGAUAUAAGAUUAUUGAUCCCUCUACUAUAACAUGUGUGAUUGGCAUUGAUGGAAAACCAGCAUGGAACAGAGCAUUGCCAUCUUGUAAUGCUCCAUGUGGAGGACAAUACACUGGAUCAGAUGGAGUGGUCUUAUCACCAAAUUAUCCUCAUAAUUAUACUGCUGGACAGACAUGUCACUAUUCAAUAACAGUACCUAAGGAAUUUGUUGUUUUUGGACAGUUUGCCUAUUUCCAGACAGCAUUGAAUGAUGUGGCAGAAUUAUUUGAUGGAGAAACCCCCCAGGCUAGACUUCUCAGCUCACUCUCUGGAUCUCAUUCAGGAGAGACUUUGCCUUUAGCCACAUCCAAUCAGAUUCUAUUGCGAUUCAGUGCUAAGAGUGGAGCAUCUGCCAGAGGUUUCCAUUUUGUCUAUCAAGCUGUUCCACGUACCAGUGAUACACAAUGCAGCUCUGUUCCAGAGCCUAGAUAUGGGAGGAGAAUUGGCUCUGAGUUUUCAGCAGGCUCUGUUGUUCGAUUUGAAUGUAGCCCUGGGUAUCUGCUGCAAGGCUCUAAAGCUAUCCAGUGCCAGUCUGUGCCUAAUGCUUUAGCUCAGUGGAAUGACACAGUCCCAAGCUGUGUAGUGCCAUGCAGCGGAAAUUUUACUGAACGGAGGGGCACUAUCUUAUCACCAGGUUACCCUGAACCCUAUGGUAACAGCUUGAAUUGUGUGUGGAAAAUCAUAGUGACUGAGGGAUCAGGUAUUCAGAUCCAGGUCAUCAGUUUUGCCACAGAACAUAACUGGGACUCUCUUGAAAUCUAUGAUGGUGGGGAUAUGACAGCACCACGACUUGGGAGUUUUUCAGGUACCACAGUGCCAGCAUUGUUGAAUAGCACUUCCAAUCAACUUUACCUGCAUUUUCACUCUGAUAUUAGCGUGGCAGCAGCAGGUUUUCACCUGGAAUACAAAACUGUAGGCCUUGCUGCUUGUCCAGAACCAGUAAUUCCUAGCAAUGGCAUCAAAACAGGAGAUAGAUAUAUGGUGAAUGAUGUUUUGUCAUUUCAAUGUGAACCUGGAUACACCUUACAGGGCCGUUCUCAUAUUUCUUGUAUGCCUGGAACAGUGCGACGUUGGAACUAUCCGUCUCCCCUCUGCCUUGCUAAAUGUGGUGGAACACUGACAGAUAUGGGCGGAGUGAUCCUGAGUCCAGGUUUUCCUGGUAAUUACCCUAGUAACUUAGAUUGCACAUGGAAAAUCUCAUUGCCUAUUGGAUAUGGUGCACAUAUUCAGUUUCUAAACUUCUCUACUGAAGCAAAUCAUGAUUUCCUUGAAAUUCAGAAUGGGCCUUACCACACCAGUUCAAAGAUUGGCCAGUUUAGUGGAAUAGAACUUCCACCAUCUUUGCUAAGUACAACUCAUGAAACACUCAUCCAUUUUUAUAGUGAUCACUCAGAAAACAGACAAGGAUUUAAGCUAUCAUACCAAGCUUAUGAGUUACAGAACUGCCCAGAUCCUCCUCCUUUUUUAAAUGGAUAUAUUGUCAAUUUGGACUACAGCGUUGGUCAGUCAGUAUCAUUUGAGUGCUAUCCUGGGUAUGUUCUGAUAGGUCAGCCUGUUCUCACUUGCCAACAUGGAAUCAACAGGAACUGGAACUAUCAUUUCCCCAGAUGUGAAGCUCCUUGUGGCUAUAAUGUAACCUCUCAGAAUGGUACAGUUUAUUCCCCAGGAUUUCCAGAUGAAUAUCCAAAUUCAAAGGACUGUACAUGGCUUAUUUCUGUGCCUCAGGGUCAUGGAAUUUAUAUCAACUUCACCUUACUCCAAACUGAACCAGUGAAUGACUAUAUAGCAGUUUGGGAUGGUCCUGACCAGAAUUCACCUCAGCUGGGAGUUUUCAGUGGCAAUACAGCUCUUGAAACAGCUUACAGCUCAACCAACCAGGCCCUUCUCAAAUUUCAUAGUGACUUUUCAACUGGAGGAUUCUUUGUCCUCAAUUUUCAUGCAUAUCAACUUAAGAAGUGCCAGCCUCCUCCAAUAGUUCCACAUGCUGAUUUAUUUACAGAAGACGAGGAUUUUGAAAUAGGAGACUUUGCCAAAUACAAGUGCCAUCCUGGUUUCACUUUGGUUGGAAAUGACAUAUUGACCUGCAAACUGAAUGCACAAUUGCAGUUUGAGGGCUCACCCCCUUUCUGUGAAGCACAAUGCCCAGCAAAUGAAAACCGUAUGGAAUCAUCAGGAGUGAUCCUCAGUCCAGGUUACCCAGGCAACUACCCUAAUUCUCAGACCUGCUCUUGGACUAUUAAAAUUGAACCAGGAUAUAACAUCUCUAUCUUUGUAGAAAUGUUUCAGAGUGAAAAACAGUUUGAUGUGCUGGAAAUAUUUGAUGGUUCUUCUGGGCAAAGUCCUUUGCUGGUUGCUUUAAGUGGAAAUCAUACAGGGCAACUGAACUUCACAAGCAAAACAAAUCAGCUGUAUCUCCGCUGGUCAACUGACCAUGCAACCAAUAAGAAGGGUUUUAAAAUACGUUACUCAGCUCCCUAUUGCAGCUUAAACUCUGUCUUGAAGAAUGGUGGGAUUGUGAACAAAACAGGAGGCCCGACUAGAAGUAAAGUGCACUUUUAUUGCAAACCUGGAUAUAGAAUGAUUGGCCAUACUAAUGCAACAUGCAGACGACGUCAAAAUGGCAUGUACCAAUGGGAUUCUCCUGCCCCGAUCUGCCAAGCUGUAUCCUGUGGUAUUCCAGAAUCUCCAGGGAAUGGUUCAGUUAUGGGUAAUGAAUUCUCUUUGGGCAGUAGAGUGAUAUAUGAAUGCAAGGAGGGCUUCAAGCUAGAAACUAGUCAACAAGCAACAGCAGUGUGUCAAGAAGAUGAAUUAUGGAGUAACAAAGGGAGGCCACCUGUCUGUAAACUUGCAGAAUGGUGUCUUAGGGACCACUCUUCCUACACUCUACAAGCAUGA
Alligator sinensis (Chinese alligator) is the source of this 6978-nucleotide messenger RNA. Its product is annotated as CUB and sushi domain-containing protein 1. The transcript is spliced from 47 exons. Lineage: Eukaryota; Metazoa; Chordata; Crocodylia; Alligatoridae. Bases 1 to 6978 code for a protein of 2325 amino acids. The record is from RefSeq and is a predicted model, not a curated record.